GGGGGAGCUGGUGUUUCCAACCCACAAUGCAUCAUCGCAGUAACCACAACUCUGCCAUGUUUGUACUCCGGUCGUUUUUGGAAAUCACUGGCGCAAAGAAACUGUUCGGUUACUAGUCCCACUUUUUGUCCUACGGGUGAAAUACUAAAUAUUAAAUGCAAUCACCACUUUCGUAGUCAGACUCUAAGCGGGACGCGCAGUGCACCAUGUCAGCCAACGCUCAGGAUUAUGACUUUGAUGAAUAUGACAAACCCGGUGCUGAGCGGUCACGCAGGAGGAGAGGUGGAGAUGAUGAUCUAGAGAGUGAUUUGGAAGAGGAUUUGUUGGAGGAGGAUUGGCUCUCUGGUAAAAAGAAUCCCUCAGAAGUGUCAGAUGAAGAGCUGAAUGAUGACCUUCUACAAAGUGAUGAUGAAGAUGUUGAUAUGAGUGCUCAGGAUGUGAGCCUAAAUGCCACAUACAGCUUGGGCACAUCCUAUGACCAGCAGGACAACUUGCAGGAAGCAGACUACACAGAUGACGUGGUGAACCUGGGCGCAGAAGGCUGUGAAGAAGGGGAUGUAGAGGAGGAGGAGGGGUACCAGCAAGAGGGGGAAGAGGAGUACACAGAGGAAUACAGCCAGGAUGACAACGCAGAGAUGCCUGAAGACCAGAUGGAUUACACUGGAGAGCUAGCUGAGGGUGAAGAUGGCUACCAGGAUGAAGUAUUAGACAUCCAAAUCAAUGAGCCCUUAGAUGGUGAAUUUCAAGAUGAUGAAUAUCAAACCUCCUAUGAUGAUGAGCCUCUGGAUGAACAUGGAGUCCAGCAGGAGGAGGCCCAAGAAGAGGAGGAGGUCCAGGGGGAAGAGCAGCAGGAAGAGGAGGAGGAGGACGACACUGCAGAGGGCUCUCAGGUCUUUGACACAGAAGAGGUUGAAAAUGAAGCUGUGGCUGAAGAAGAAACAAAGGAGGAAUCAGAUGAGGAGGAUGAGGAAGAUGAAGAGUCUGGUCGCAUACGGUUCAAAUCUGAGAGAAAGGAUGGCGUUGUUGUGCGGUUGGCUGAUGUAGGCAGUAAAAGGAGGAAUAUCCCUGAAACACUAGAAUUGUCAGAGAAGGCAAAGCAAGAUCUGAAAGAGUUUGAGGAACAAGAACGGCAGAAGAGACAAAACCGUUACGGAGGCCGAGGGAGAGGAGGAGGAGGAGGAGGAGGAGGAGGAGGAGGGGGAGGAGGGGGAGGGCGAGGAAGUAGAGGAAGAGGAUGCUUCCCAGUCUUUGGAAUGGCAGAUUUUAGAGGAGGACACAGAGGAAGAAUGAAUGACCAGAGGCUCCCCUUGAUGGGAAACAUGGGCAUGCAGCAGCCAUCUUCCCGAAUGCCUCCUCCUCAUCAGCCUCAUCAGCAGCAACUGCAGUCCCAGCAGCACCACCCUUCACGUCCAAGAGGACCUCUUCCCUUCCAAGAGCAUGGGCGCCCACUGGCCCAGCAGCCCCUUCAGCCCCUCAUCCCCCCACACAUGGCUCACCGCUCCCCGCCAUUGCGGCCCCAGAUGGAGCCACCACCACGAAUGAUGAGCUCCCCACCACCCCACUUCCCCCAGCAUCAACAGCAGCAACCUCCACAGCCCAAAAAUAUCCACAUUAACCCCCAUUUCAGAGGGCCCACGUCAUCCUCUGUACAAGUGCCCUUGAUGCCUCCUGCUCAGAGCCAUCCCAGACCUGCUGUGGGUCCUCAGAGGUUCCCUGGACCGGGAGACUUCCAGCAGCACAUGCCUGGUAAUUUUGGUCAGCCCCAGCGGCCCCCUCAUCACAUGGAGCCCUUUAGGAACCAGCCACCUCCAGGCCCCCAGGACAGGGAGCCCCUCUUUAUGGCAGAGCGUACAGAGUCAACACGGUUUCCAGGGCAGCACAUGUUUGAUCACCAGGGCCCUAGCCCUCUGAUGAACAGCAGCAACAACCUCCAUCAGCAACAGCAGCUGCCCGGACAGGGCCACAUGGGCUUUGGCCCACCAGGACCACCCUUCAACCAGCCGAGUCAGGGCCCACUAGGACUGUUUCCAAGAGAACCCCCAAGACCCAACCUCCCUCCCCACCAAGGUCACCAAGGGAUGGUCGGCUUGAAUCAACAAGGUGGCCCACCUAAUCAGCCCAGACCUUUCAUGGGCCCCCGUCAGCCGUUUGGCCAGCAGGGGAACCUUUUUCCCCCUCCACAAGUUCAGUUUGGGAUGCAGGUACGACUAAGAGGCUUAAUGCAUGGUCCUCCUGUCUCCCAGCUUCCACAUCACGACCCACUGUCAUCCCAUCAGCCCAUGCACCAGCAGCAGCAACAUCAUAGGCAGGAGUUACCCCAUCACCAGCAGCAACAGCUAAAUCUUAGUGAGCCUCGCCCCAUGAUGCACCAUGGCCAGAAUCCCUUCCAUCAACAGCAGGCGCACGGUAGCCCCAGGCAGAUGACUCCCCGCCCUCAGAACCCCCAACAGCGCAACAUGUCCAACAGGCAGAGGAUGAACACACCUGUCUCCAAGCAAAUGCAGCUGCGCAACAGCAACCUACGGGAGCUCCCUGUAGCACCUGGCAACACAAACAUGAACAGUGCCCGCCCCGCUGCCAACGUCAGGCCUGUUGCCAAGGCAACACAGGGGGCGCGUCCUGGGCAGAACACUCAGCCUGAUGGUGGCAGAGGAAGAGGCCAAGUUGCUGCCAAGACUGAAUCACAGCCUGGGGGAGCAGGCAGAACAGUGGUUCGCAAGGAAAUCCCAAGCACACCGCCCAGCUCUGCACCACAGGACCCUGAUGAGGAUGAGGAGACACGGCAGUAUCGUCUGAAGAUUGAGGAGCAGAAACGUCUGAGGGAGGAGAUCCUCAAGAGGAAGGAGAUGCGACGGCAGAUGCAGGCUGGCGUCAGAAAGAAGGAGCUGCUGGAAAGGCUUAAUUCCCAGACAAACACUCCAACCCAAGGCCCCGCUUCUACACAGAUUCAACCUGCACAGCAAAAUCAGCACACACUUCUUCCUGUAUUACUACAACAACCACAACCGCAGCCGCAGCCGCAGCCGCAGCCGCAGCCGCAGCAGCAGCAGCAGCAGCAGCAGCACCAGCCGCCGGUACAAAAACAGCAGCAACCGUUACAGCCACAACAGCAGAGACAGUUUCCUCAGAGAACACAACAACCGUUAAAUCAAUCAUUUAAGAAUCCUAAUCAAGGCACCCCCAUCCCUCCUAAUGGCGCCGCUCAGACCUGUACACCACGUCCCAAUGUCAAGACACGCCUGCAGAUGGUAAAAGGUAGCACCCCGCAGACCCCCGGCCCUGUUCCAGACCAGCAAUGGAAACACCCCCAACAAAAUCAGCAGCAGCUGCAACAACAGCGAAGGAACAGUGCUGUGCAGAACAUAAACAGACCUGGCACUCAAAUCCAGUCCACUCAAAAGAAAAUACCUGUAACUCCUUCCGCGGGCCCUGGCCCGGCUCAGGCUCAGGCUCAGAGUCAAGGACCUAAACCUGGGACUAAAAGAACUGUGGUGCAGCGAGCCAGGAAUUCUGGUGUUGAAGGUCAGCAGGUGCCCCACAAAGUCAGAGUCGUCAAACUUUCAGGAGCGAGUGGAAAGGGGCCUGAGGCCACCGGCAGCCCAAUGCAGCAACAAGGCACCUGGCCGGCAACUGCACUAAACCAGGGUGUCCAAAGGAAGGUUACUAUGACAGGACAACAGCAACAGGGACCAGGCGGAACACCACAGGCUUGCCGAGGGGGCACGGGCAACCCACAGCAAAACAGGGUUGUCGUGUCAGGCCGAGGCCGAGGUAGAGGAGGUGGUCAGAUGGGUCGAGGUCGUCCAAUGGCCACCAGACAGAGCCAAAGAGGUGCAGAGAGCGAACGCUGUACUGUGUCCAUAGAGGGCCUCUCCUCAUCCACAACUGACGUUCAGCUAAAGAACCUUCUUAGAUCCAUUGGCCCCAUAGAGAUGUUCAAAAUGAUGCCCCAGCAGAGGAAAGCAAUUGCCACAUUUUCCAGUCCACAGCAUGCGGAAAGUUUUCAAAUGAGUUUCCAUAGGUCACAUCCACAUUGACAGAGUGGUGUCACAAGCAGUCAUCAGUGUGGUUGCUAGCCUCAAACGCAAAGUUAAGGGACCAUACCAAGAGCUUUUCAUUUUUUUUUUGCAAAUCAACAGUGAUUUAUAAAUGGGUAUAAUUUGCUACUGAUCAUUUUGCAAAUUAUAUAUUUUGAGAUACAUUUCUCAGCUUCAGAGCUAUUGUUGGUUUUUUCAUCAGCCCUCUAUGAAUUCUUGCAGAGACUUGAAACCUGCUAAACCUGUCUUUCUUUUUGCCAAAGUUAUGUUAUUAUUUCAUGAUACUGCUGUUCACUGUUAUUUAUUCCUUGACGCAUUUAGGUUCUUAUGCAAAGCUUCAACACAUGAAAUUUGAGUUAGGCCGUUUAUUGUUGAUGCGCUAAAACUAGCCCCACUUUAUAUCUCUAAUGUGAUCAGCAAUGGCCUACUUUGAAAUGCCCAGCAGGUCAUUUAACAUCACUUACUCCUGUUUUGAAGACAUGUCCAAAUUACUUAAGACCUUUCUGUCCUGCUGGUAAAAUAAAUAAAUAAAUAAAAAUAAUUUCUCUGCUGCAUAUUUUAUACAACACUUUAUCUCAAAUUGUGCUAAACAACCAAGGAGAUACAGUAUGCCUCCAGUUUUUGUCUUUGUUUAGUUCAAGUAAUAGUUGCAACUUGUUUAAGUUUAUUUUACUAUACACCAGAUGGACUGUUUUUUGUACAAAUAAAAUAUGGCAUUAAGUUUUGUCAAAUGACCUGGAGUUUUUGUGGGUUUUUCUAAUUUUACCUUGUAUUUAUCAUUUAGGAAAUCAGUGGCUUAAAUUUUUAAUUCUUAAUGUAACCAUUAUUGCAAAAGUCUUAAAAGUAGAAGUACUGAUUACAUGAGAGGUAUAAAAGAGUUGAGCAGAAGCAUGCAAAACCACUGGUAUGGUCCAGCACUUGUUGUGCUGCUGGUUUAAUGACGUUGGGUUGUUUGAGGUUGUAGCUGCACAGAUGUUGUGUUUGGGAUGGCGGUAUUGAGAUUUCUCUUAUGAAAACACACCUUAUGUGACCACAGUUGUCACCACAUCAUCAAAACAAGGAUAUCUCUGAUUAACACGUUAAUUUUUCAGCAGCAUACUGUUGGGAAGAGCCGUUUACCAGCUUUAUCCAUGAAACUGCUUUGUCACGUUUCCUGCCUUAACUCACUCACUUCACGCUUUGGUUUCUUUUACAGCAGUGCAGCCUGCGCCCUUGGAAUGAAGACUUAACUUGAUCUUACUUCCCUCACUAAAUAGAUGUUGCUGCAUUCAGAGUAUUGGGCCCACCACAUUUCCUCCCAUUACUGCUUUUCCUGCCAUCGCUGUUCUUCCAGCUUGCAUAUAUUUUUACAGUUACUCAUCUUUUCCUUUAUGCUGCCUUUGUUGAGUGAACUUAAGACUUCUGUAUCAAGCAGGGUGGCCUACCUGGAUUACCAUUGUUUGUUAGCCCAGUGGCUGGAGGUUUCCAUCUCUGUGACGACAGCCGGUUUCACAGAGCAGACACGUAACUCUUGAGCCGUUUUAUGGCUUUCACUGCACCCAAGGUCAUCCCAGAUCUUGACAUUCAUUGUUGGUUGGAUUUUGAAAAAGACACUACGGUGGUUUCCUCAUCUUGAACAGUAUGGUCAACAAAAUAACGACUGAAAGUCCAACAAAUUGAGCUAAGCCUGAAACUGUUGACAAUGCAUCUUGUCGUGUAUUUUCACCCUUCAAGCUGAUGUAUCAUGAAGUAAUCAUGUUUUAUGUUGGAAUAUUCUGAAAUCGCUGUGAAAGUAGUUCUGAUUCUGUAACCUGUGGUUUUUGUAAAGAAGCAAAAUGAUAAGAAUAUGAGUAUUUUUUUAAAGAGAUGGAAUGUUUUUAAUUUGACACCAGAAAAUUAAGGAAAAUAAAC
Molecule: messenger RNA, 5927 nt
Organism: Xiphias gladius (swordfish)
Lineage: Eukaryota; Metazoa; Chordata; Actinopteri; Istiophoriformes; Xiphiidae
Gene: rbm33a
Product: RNA binding motif protein 33a
Exons: 19
Coding region: 207-4037 (1276 amino acids)
Molecular function (GO): RNA binding
Source: RefSeq, a predicted model, not a curated record